Messenger RNA from Cephus cinctus (wheat stem sawfly), 1484 nucleotides. It is a transcript of the gene Ldsdh1, whose product is annotated as short-chain dehydrogenase/reductase family 16C member 6. Lineage: Eukaryota; Metazoa; Arthropoda; Insecta; Hymenoptera; Cephidae. The transcript has 7 exons. Gene Ontology annotation, molecular function: oxidoreductase activity, acting on the CH-OH group of donors, NAD or NADP as acceptor. The record is from RefSeq and is a predicted model, not a curated record. Gene Ontology annotation, cellular component: lipid droplet. The coding region runs from base 234 to 1154 and encodes 306 amino acids.
CAUUACACGCAGAAGCAGCAGCUUAGUCGUGCUUUGUACACCGAUGCUUACGGGUCUCUCCGCGCAGUUCGGUAUUUUUCUUCUAUGCGUGGUUUUACAUUCGUUACAAUUAAUCCCGAAUUUUCACUUUAUUUACCGAACAUAUCCUUUCUCUUAUAUAUUAAACGUUGGUGAACACUUUAUUUUUUAAUUCUAUUUCAAAACGUGAAUCUUGGCAUAAUUAUUAAACGACCAUGGUGAAAGCUUACGAUGGUGCUUUGAUCCUGGCAGACACGCUUUUGCUGUUUAUCAAAAUAUUUUAUAGCAUCAUCGAAGGUAUAUACAGGUUGGUGGUACCGGUCCAAGAGAAAAGUGUUGUCGGAGAAAUCGUGUUGGUCACGGGAGCUGGACAUGGUAUUGGUCGAGAAUUGGCUAUCAAAUACGCAUCCUUAGGUGCGACUGUUGUAUGUUGGGAUAUUAAUCAGGAUGGCAAUGAGGAUACUGUCAAGGAAAUCAAGAAACUCGGUGCAGCAUCUGCCCAUGGAUACAAAUGCGAUGUUUCCAAUCGCGACGAUGUCGUCACGGUCGCCGCACAGGUCCAAAAGGAAGUUGGUAACGUCACUAUUUUGGUGAACAAUGCUGGUAUAAUGCCCUGUCGCACAUUUUUUGAUUAUACACCGGCAGAAAUUCGUCGAAUUUUUGAUAUAAAUGUGCUGGCGCAUUUCUGGACGUUACAAGCCUUCUUGCCUAACAUGAUCAAUAAUAAUCACGGUCACGUGGUAGCUCUUUCUUCUAUUGCCGGAAUUGUGGGUCUGGAGAAUCUGGUACCAUAUUGUGGUUCGAAAUUCGCGGUGCGCGGACUUAUGGACGCUUUAAUAGAAGAAGUUCGAAUUAAAAAUGGACCUAACUGUAACGUUAAGUUUACCACAAUCUACCCCUACAUGGUAGACACUGGUUUAUGUAAGAAACCAAAAAUGAGGUUCCCCAGCCUUAUGUCAUUGGUUUCACCACAAGAGGCAGUUUCUCAAAUAGUCUCUGCACAACGGAGAGAUUUGAAAGAAAUAUCUAUCCCUGUUAUAUGGAUUUACGUUGCUUCAGUGCUCGGGAUGAUGCCGAACAAGGCACAACGAUUGGUUCAAGACUUUUUCGAUAGUGGUGUGGAAGCGGAAUGCUAAAAAGUGUUUUAAAAAAGUAACAUAAACUUUUGAUGAAAUUAUGACAGAGGAAAAUGAAGACUUCUUUCUUAUAUUCACAACAACAGAACUUGUAAAUAGGUUUCCCUCUUACAGUUUAUAUUUUUUACCUUAUCAAUUCUUUAUCCAAGAUAAUUGUUUAUCACGAUAAUCGAAAAAUUUACCAUAAUUAUUGCAACAUAAUUUAAUGUUGUAUGUAUAACCAGCAGAUUACAAUUAACUGCUACCUAUAUGAUGUAGGUACAUUUAUAUAUAAGCAUGUGGUAUUUUUUUUCAAUAGAAGAAAAAGCAAUAAAUGAAGUAAAUUUUGAA